AAUAUUUAACUCACCAGACUGCACAGGAAGCCGUAUAAAAAACGCGCUCCUUCUCUUAUCAUGGCAACAAGAAACUUCAAACCGCAUUGGAGUGACAGCAGGAAAGGUCCGUGUCGUGAUUUCAAGGAAGAGCAAAAAACGAAAGGCGAGCUCCCCCACUCUAACACGUGAAAGCAGCAGACUAACAGCAGCCCCCUUGGAGCGAGAUGGGCUCCUUCUUUAGCACCCUGCUUGGUGACUACACCCAGGUUCCAUACGUUCCACUUGCCUUCCAUCCGGAUACCAAAGGAUCCCAGAUCAUUCUAGAUGCAUCACAGUACAUAGCCACCAGAGCAGCCACCUUCCGUGAUGGACUUGUCUUCUCCAACCGGCCAAUUAAAGUUAAUGAGAAGGUGACACUGGAAAUCCUAAAGGAAGAUGGCAGGUGGUUUGGUGGCUUAAGGUUGGGCUUCACCUCAGAGCAUCCCUCCUUGAUGAACUCCAGGGAUCUGCCUCCAUAUGCUUGCCCCAAUCUGGUCAAACAGGGGGCGUGCUGGGCUUCUGUCUUACCGGAUGACUAUGUAGGUGAGGGCACUAUUGUCAGCUUCUGGGUGAACAGAAAAGGCUGUGUUUUCUUCAGUGUCAACCAUGAGUUUGACUACUACUUACUGCUUGAAGACGUCCCAGUCAAAAAGCCUCUCUGGGCAGUUAUGGACAUCUAUGGAAGAACUAAAGCUGUCCAGCUUGUAGAUCCAUCAAGACCAAAGAUACACAUGAAUGAGUCAAGCGAAAAACUAUUGAAUGCAUCUGGACAGAAUGGUGAGUAUCUGGAAAGGGCCCUGCUUAAGAAGCACAUUUAGGCCACUACUCAACAGUAUCCCAGAGCACACAACUAUCCUACCCCCAUCUAAGUGAACUGCUGACCUUU
Messenger RNA from Gekko japonicus, 907 nucleotides. RefSeq names its product neuralized E3 ubiquitin protein ligase 3 (gene NEURL3). The transcript is spliced from 3 exons. NCBI's taxonomy places the organism in Eukaryota, Metazoa, Chordata, Lepidosauria, Squamata, Gekkonidae. The record is from RefSeq and is a predicted model, not a curated record. Gene Ontology annotation, cellular component: early endosome. Gene Ontology annotation, molecular function: ubiquitin protein ligase activity. Gene Ontology annotation, biological process: ubiquitin-dependent endocytosis. Bases 207 to 839 code for a protein of 210 amino acids.